Messenger RNA from Ambispora leptoticha, 679 nucleotides. The record is from the annotation of a GenBank genome assembly. NCBI's taxonomy places the organism in Eukaryota, Fungi, Glomeromycota, Glomeromycetes, Archaeosporales, Ambisporaceae.
GGCAGUGAAAACUAAAAGAGUUUGUUUGACAUUGACACAUACUCGUGCUCUUUCACCUGUUAUUUCUUCUACUCCUCGUUUGUUGUCGACGCCUGCAUAUUCGCAUCCGUCUCCUCGCAACUCUUUUCAGUUAAGUAUAAAUAUGGUAAAUAUUGAAUCAACGAUAUCAAAUGUUCAGCGGCUACUACAAUCACAAACUUCGACCGAAGAACAACAAACUGGAUUAUCAUUACAGAAUGAAAGUACCACCACAAUUGUUAAUAGUAAUCCAGAUCCAAUAGCAUCAGCACCAACAAUCGUCACACUUCCGCCCGAAAUCUUUAUCAUAAUUUGCUCAAACCUCGCAGCUAUGGAUUUAUUGAGUCUUUCAAAAGUCUGUCGACUAUUUAACUCUUAUUUGUGUGCUAGUGAAUCCACGAGUACCCAGCAAAUUUGGCGCUCUGCCAGAUUACAGAUUUGGUCGUGGGCCGAGCAUCCAGCACCUGACAUUGUUGACGAAAAAAGAUUUUUGGAAAUGUUGUUGGAGCGUCGAUGUGAAUGGUGUGGCGAGUUACAUGCGUAUCAGUAUGAUCGGUUGGUGAAGGAAUUGCAGAAGCAAAGGAAAGAAAUUAUUAUCUUGGAUGAUAAAAGUGAAAGUGAUGACGAAAAAGUUGAUGGAAACCAGGAUGAAGAUAUUUGA